AUGGCUCCAAAAGGAGGAACUUUUUUCUUUUUACUUAUUGUGGCCUAUGCAGCCUUUGCUAAGCCUCCAUACAUGAUGCCUGGAAAACCCGACUUCAAGCACAUGGCCAAAAAACUGACAAACAAGAUGUGGAAUUGCACCAAUCUACCACACAUGAUCAGGCUGAUGAGGAAUUCCUCUGAGGCAUCUGCAUGUUACAUGCGAGCAUUUGUGGCCCCAAUGUCCUGGAUGACUUUGACCACACAGGAUGAAAACAACAUGGACUCAGAUGACUAUGACACACUGCUGUGGGCUGCUAAACCUGCACUGCAGGAUAUGACUUCUUCAAGUAUGAAACUUCCUACCAAAGUAGAGGGCCAAAACAUGAAAAAGAUGAUGAAGAUGCUGCAGGAGGUGCAUGAUACCAUGUCUGAGGAUCAAAGGACUCAGGUGGUAAAGUGGGCGAAAAAUCAGAUCUCUCAGAAUUACUUCAAUUGUACAAUGACGCCACCAUCUGACUCAAGAUCAAUACUUAUGGAGCGCUGCAAACCCUCACUGAAAUGGCUGAACUCCGAAGCGAUGGUCAUGAUGGGGCCUUACCUCUCCCGCUUAGCACCAGAUGAUAUUGACUCUUCACCCAAAGAAAAGCUGUGUGAUUUUUUCCGCUCAGCCCUGUUCAAAUCCACCAUGAGCAGGGCGACCAAGAUGAACCCCUGCCUGGGAAAGAAGUUUCUCCAAAGAGUUCAGGAGUGCUUCAGUGACAAGAGGGAGUUUGCGGAGCAUGUGGACAAGCUUGGCACACUGGCUUGUUAUUACUACGAUGCUCCAGACUUGACUCCUGACCUGAGCAAGAAACUCCUCUCUCAGCUUGACAACUGCGACGACCCCAGAGUCACAAAGAUGAAGAAGCGUCUUGUCAAGACUGUGAUGUCAAAUUCCAGCGCUACUCAAGCACUAUGUGAGCUUGGCAGUAGUUUCACCUUGUUGUCUGCAAAACAACUGUCCGCGAUCCCUGGCAGCGAUCUCAAAGAGGUUCUCAAAAAUCUGGGACCCAACGUCCAAUGGACACAGAGCCAGCUGCACACUCUGGUCAAGAAACAGCUGGGCGACAAGAGAGUGAGCCUGCAGGAGGUGUCAGGUGCGGAGCUGAUGGCCCUUCAGUCAGUUGCAGAAGGUUUGCCGUGCUGCGUGCUGAAGCACAUCAAAGCCCGGGAGAUCCUGGAUGAUACAGAGGCUCUGAAGAACAUCUCCAGGCGGAUGAGGAAGGGGCAGCUGAAGGCCAUGCUACAGGGGCUGCGUGAGGAAGUGGAUCCCUCAGAGCUGGUGCAGAAGUUGUCCGUCCCUUUGCUUCACAGCAUUUCUUUAAACAGCCUGAAAAAAGCAAACAUCACAUCUUUGGAACAAGUGGAGUAUAAAAUGUGGAGUCGGCCACAGGCAGCAUACCUGGCAAAAAAGAUGCAAGCCCUAAAUCAGUGUCACUAUAGGAGGCUGCGUUCAGUCCUCCAGGGCGUAACCUGUAAGAUGAUUGACAAAGUGGCUGACAGUGACACGCAGGAGCUGGCUCAGGCCAUAACCGAGAAUCCACAGUGGCUCUCCAAAGUGCAGGCAGGAUGCGCUGCCCGAAAGCUUUUCACGACUUUGGAGAAAGCGAGAGCUGACUAUUUCACAACCAUCACAAGGGAGGAGCUGGAUAAGAUUCCUACGUUCUUACUUCUUCACCUGCCGCCUGCCAAGGUGAAGGAUUUGCCUGGCUCUGUGUGUCCUGUCUUCCUUGACAAGAUGGAAGUGGCCAACCUGAGCUCAUUACCUCUGCGUGCACCAUCUCGCCCCGCGCUCCUCCAGAUGGCUCUGCACUGCCUGGCCAAUGGGGCAGAUUUCUCCAAACUGACCACUGAGGAUGUGUCGAGGCUUGGACAGCUCUUGUGUGAGCUGUCGGCUUCCCAACUGCGCCUCAUGGCCCCUGAUGUGAUCAACUCCAGCCUCCAGGCCAUGGCUUCCUGCCAGCACAUUCCUCAAGGCCACAGGGCAGGUCUAAUUCAGCUGGUCAACCAGACUUUUGGGGAUCCAUCUGAUUGGUCUGCUGAGACUAUGGAAGCACUUGGUCCGUUCCUCCUUUUGGAUGAUAAUGCCACAUCUGCUCUGCCCAAUAAGCCUUGGAUGAAGGACAUUCUCUAUUUUCUGAAGUCACGCCUGUCCCACGUCUCAGACGCCCUGAAAAAGAAAUUCUUCGAUCUCACCACCGGCAUCGCAUCAAAUGCAGCACGUAGAAAGAGAGCAAUUAACCUUAACAGUAAAGGUGAUGGUAACGGCAGCAGCACCACUGGCACUGACAGUAGCAGCGGCAGUGCCGGCGCACCCACUGUCGAGUUGAUUGAAGAAUUGGGAAUGAACAACGUCUAUUGGACAGCUGCACAGCUGGACAUGAUGUCAAAGCACACCUUCCUCGCUACUGUAGAAAUACUUGGGGCCAUCUCUGGCUACAAUGCAGACCAACUGGCCAUACUCAGUAAAAAAGCAACCGAGGCCUUCGGCCCAGUGUCACAGAUGACUGAGAGUGUGGUGAUGCAGAUGGGAUGCAUAACUCAGUGCUUCUCUGAUGCAGACCUGGAGAGGCUCCCCUUCACUCUCGAAGCUAUGGAGGAAAUUGCCCACUGUGGCUGGAAUGAGUCACAGAUGGAGCCGGUGUGGAAAGGUGUUGCUAAAUAUAACAACCUGACGGCGCAGCAUCUGGGAGCUGCAGAGAUGGUAGCACUGAACCAGUUCAUCUGUGGCCUCAACUCCAGCGAGAUCGAACAGCUCAACAAGGAAGCUUUCAAGGAGGCUGUGGGCUCAAUGGAUGGUAUUCAGUGCUCCUUUGAGGUUGCACAGCAUUUGAAAAGUCUUGCUGUGUCAGCGUUUGGAGACCCCGGCACCUGGACUGAAGCGCAAGUGUCCGACUUAGGCAACAUCAUUGCUGGGUUUGAUGCAAUUGAGUUGGCUUCUUUGGACCCAUCUGUCUUUUCAUUUCUCAGCGACACCUGCAUCCCACUCAUACCACCAGACAACUUGGCUGUGCUCUCUGUUGCUCAGCUGGAGGCCCUUGGUCCUGACAACGCUGCCAUGGUAACCACUGAACAGAGAACUGCGCUGAGCGACGAGCAAGAGGCAGCUCUUGAAAGGGCUGUGACCGGGUCUCGUGAGCAAACACCAAAAACUGGCCAUUCAGGAGCUCCAUCACUGAGUGUCGAGGGGAUCUCAUCUUUCAUGAAGCCCCUUCUGUUUCUCCUCAUGGGGUUCCUGCUGCUGUGA
Xiphias gladius (swordfish) is the source of this 3267-nucleotide messenger RNA. It is a transcript of the gene otoa, whose product is annotated as otoancorin. The transcript has 25 exons. Lineage: Eukaryota; Metazoa; Chordata; Actinopteri; Istiophoriformes; Xiphiidae. Gene Ontology annotation, biological process: cell-matrix adhesion. Gene Ontology annotation, cellular component: cell surface. The coding region runs from base 1 to 3267 and encodes 1088 amino acids. The record is from RefSeq and is a predicted model, not a curated record.